Ostrinia furnacalis (Asian corn borer) is the source of this 3575-nucleotide messenger RNA. RefSeq names its product ATP-dependent RNA helicase DHX33 (gene ath). Bases 282 to 2420 code for a protein of 712 amino acids. Gene Ontology annotation, biological process: positive regulation of transcription by RNA polymerase I. The transcript is spliced from 14 exons. Gene Ontology annotation, cellular component: nucleolus; intracellular anatomical structure. The record is from RefSeq and is a predicted model, not a curated record. Lineage: Eukaryota; Metazoa; Arthropoda; Insecta; Lepidoptera; Crambidae. Gene Ontology annotation, molecular function: double-stranded RNA binding; ATP binding; helicase activity.
CUGUUGUCAUUGGUUGUCAUAAGUGUCAAAUAUUGUUGUGGUCUAUUGUGGAAUGUGGUGUGGUGAUGGUCUUUUUUCGAAUUUUUAGUAAAUUUAGUAUAGUAAUUCUUGAAAAAUACGCAGUUGGUCGAUCAGUUAUUUUUCCUCUGCUCUUAUAGCUGCAUCGUUAAAUAGCAACAUGAUUUAUUUGUUAAUAUAACCAAACGUGAGAGCUGCUGCUACGUAUUUAAUAUAAACCUUACAUUACAAUACAAACAUUCUUUUCCCUGUAGCAUGCAAUUAUGGAUUCUAAAUACUCGGCUAUUAUGGGUCAAAAUGGAGAAAACCAGAAUAAAAAUCACUGCUUAAAACGAAAAAAAUCUAUGAUAGAUAAUCUCAAAAUAAAAAAGACUAAGUAUUCUAAUGGAGGCUGUGUAUUUGUGAACAAUAAUAUCAAAAAAGAAAAUGGCACUGAAAAGCUUGCUCCGAAGGUUGAAGUUAAUAAACAGAGUAUACUAGAUGCCAGAAAACAACUGCCUGUUUAUAUGGUUAAAGCAAGAUUGUUGGAAGAAGUUAAGAAAAAUGAUACAAUGAUUUUAAUUGGAGAAACUGGUAGUGGAAAGACUACUCAAGUUCCUCAGCUAAUUCAUGAAAUGCGACUAGAAGGGGGUGGGGUUAUAGCUGUUACCCAACCUCGUAGGGUUGCUGCCAUUACCAUAGCUCUUCGAGUUGCUAAUGAAAUGAAUACGGAAGUAGGCAGUAUUGUUGGCUACUCUGUGCGCUUUGAAGAUGUCACAAGUCACAGAACAAAACUAAAGUAUUUAACUGACGGUAUGUUGUUAAGAGAAGCUAUUGUAGAUCCUUUGUUAAAGAAGUAUUCUUUUGUUAUCCUUGAUGAAGCUCAUGAGCGAACUGUUAACACUGAUGUUUUGUUUGGCAUUGUGAAAUUGGCCCAAAAGGAAAGGAGUAAUCAAAAACUACAUCCACUAAAGGUUAUCAUUAUGUCUGCCACAAUGGAUGUGGAUUCCUUUAGAAAAUAUUUUAAUAAUUGUCCAGUUAUCUAUUUGGAAGGAAGGUCUUAUCCUGUCACAAUUUAUCAUUCAAAAAUGAAGCAGGAAGAUUAUCAAUAUGCUGCUCUUUGUACUAUAUUUCAACUUCAUACUACAACUCCUCCAAACCAUGACUUUCUUGUAUUUUUGACGGGCCAAGAAGAAAUUGAGACCAUUAUGCACAGCAUCAAACAAAUAGCAAAAGAAACUCCAGGGCCAUCAAUAAGAGUUUGUCCAUUGUAUGCAGGCCUGCCUCCAGCAAAGCAAUUGCAAGUAUGGAGAGAUACCCCACCAAAUACAAGAAAAAUUGUUUUGGCUACUAAUAUAGCUGAAGCGUCGGUGACCAUACCUGGCAUUAAAUGUGUUAUUGAUGCAGGAGUUGUUAAGGAAAGGACUUGGUGCACGCGCACCGGCGCGGAGAGGCUGCGCGUUCGCGCGUGCGCGCAGGCCGCGGGCUGGCAGCGCGCCGGCCGCGCGGGCCGCACCGCCGCCGGCGCCGCCUACCGCCUCUACACCGCCGCCGAGUUCAACGCCCGCCCGCAGCAUAACACGCCGGAAAUUAUACGAUGCCCUUUAGCGCCGACAAUGUUGUUGUUGAUUGCAGCGGGGAUGGACCCAAGUACAUUCCCGUUGAUUGACGCACCACCCGAGGAUUCCAUCAAGGCAUCCUUGGCUCUGUUGAAGGAAUUAGGGGCUAUUGAUAAUGAAAUAAAUCCCAAGUUAACGGUUCUGGGGAAGAAAAUGUCCGCAUUUCCUAUAGACCCCAAAUAUUCUAAGGUGCUCCUAUCCGCGCCCGAGUACGGUUGCUUAGAAGAGGCAUUAAGUUUAGUGGCUGUGUUGUCAAGUGAGAAUGUGUUCCACACACCGAUGCAUAAAAGAGAAGAAGCAUUGAAAGUAAAGCAGAAAUUUAUAUCUCCAAUCGGUGAUCACAUAACUCUCUUGAAUGUGUUUAAAGCGUUCUGCAAGGCUCCUUUGAAAAAGCAAUGGUGUAAGGAAAAUUACCUCAAUCACAAGAAUUUAACGUACGCCUACGAUGUACGCCAGCAGUUGCUUUCUGUCUGCCAGAGGUUAAAUCUGACGGUCUCGAGUUGUGGAACAGCGAUGGAUCAGUUGCUGAAGUGUCUCCUAAGCGGGCUGUUCACGAACUGCGCGUGGGCCCGCGGGGCGGGCGCCGGGGGCGGCGGGGGGCGCUACGUCACGAGCGCGGGGGCCGCGGCCGCGCUGCACCCGGCCGGGGCGCUGCACGCCGCGCGCCCGCCGCCGCCCGCCGUGCUCUACACGGAGCUGCUGCGCACGCGCCGCGCCUACCUGCUCACGGUAUCCGCUAUCCAACCUCAAUGGCUGCACCAGGUGGCGCCCGAAUACGCGCGGCGGUGUCGCGCGGUGCGGUGACAGCGGCCGAAGAACUCCCAACGCAGGCUGUUACUGUAGGGUAUAUUAUUAUGCAUAAUUUAUUUUUCAUUUAAUUAUACAGCUACGCCCGACUCCGGGGUGAUAAUAAACAUGAAAGUAAUUACAAGAAAAAUAACCACACCCUAUAUAAAUUUUCCUCCACUUACGCAAGAAAGAUCUUCAUUAUAAGAUAUACAGGGUGUCCCAAAAACAAUGGAUAACUAAACUAUUGAUAAGCCUCACUAUGGUCUCUUAUAAAAUUUUGACCAAGUAGAAAUAUUACGGUUCGUGACACCCACAGAGCCAAAAGGUUCGCAACACAUUUUUGUUACAGUUGGAACUUUUUGACCAAUUUGGGUGUCACGAACUAUUUGACGCUGACUGUACUCAUAAAACAGGUGAAAUUCCAUCACCAUCAUUGAACAAUAGAAAGUCAAUUAGGUCCGAAUUCAUAGUAAGUACCUAAUAUUAAUAUACAAUCCUUUUUGUCCGAUUGAAAAAAAAAAUAUAUUAAUAAGUUAUGCAUAUUAUCGCUAGUUCAAUUCAAAACGUCUUUUUAGGGACCUGGGUAUGUACCCGUUUAUAUUAUUAAGGUAUUAAUGCCCGGAUUACAUGAAGUUUUUAUUUUUAACAGAAUUAUUUAACUGUUCUUCUUGAACUUCGCUGAGAUAGGUACAAAAUAGCCUUAGAAUUAAGAUACCACAAUGAUCCUCUUGACACAGAUUAGAUUUUGUGUACCGGUUUUAUAUUCGUUAAAUAGCCUCUUGUGCUCUGGACAUAAGGUUAUAUUUUUGCCAAUGAUACAAGUUAAAAAGAGAUUGUAAACAUUUUAAAGUUAUAAUGCAUUGAAAUAAGUGAAUUUAGAUUAUAAGAAAUAGCCUAAUGAAUGUGAAUACAAAUAGGCAUAAUGUUAAUAAUAAUUUUAGUCUAAAUAAUUGCGCGUUAGAGUUGUCUCUAGUAAUAAAAUUACGUUUUUAUUGUUUUAUUAUAUGUAUAGAUUUCGACACCUGUUAUAAUUGUCACGUAAGUUUAUUAUGCAAUUAAGUAAAUGAUAAUGUUUCCUGUCUUUUUCCAUAAAAUAUAUUUUUGUAAUUAUUAAUGUUUUAUUGGACGUUGAUACCAUCUGUCAUCUUGAAGAUUUGAAGUAAUGCUUUU